AUGGAUUUGCAAAACGAAGAGAUCAGUGCACGUCGUCCGAGAGGCCGUGGCCGAGGAGCUCGAGGGAGAAUGCCACUGACGGACGAAAGAAAUUCAUCUUCAGCUACCUUUGGAGGAAAUGCUAUGUCAAAUUUGUCCGAUACUUCGCACUCGCAGUGUUCAGUACAGCCAACCAAAGCAGGGCCAUUUUUAUGUCAGCACGAUGAAGCGUCGUCUCAGACCUCUGAUUCGCAGUCUCAAGCUUCCGGUGAAAAUGAAUCCAUGAAGUCGGGUAAUACUAACGGAAGUUUUGCUUCAAUAAACAGUGGAUCAGCGACAAAAAAAGAAAAGAUUGCGAAAGCGCAGAGAACGGUUUGCCAAACGGCUAUGCAUUUCGGCUCAUUCGCGAGACGGACAGAUAGUUCUGGAAGUUCUGUUUCUUCUUUGGAAAACAAUUGUUUUCGACCUCAUGCUCCUCGAAGUACUGGCGUGGACAAUCGAGAAAAAAAACUUGGGUUGCUAUCAAGGACUGGUCGCUCAUUUCAGUUUAACAACGCCCCUCGUGAGGUCAUGCGUGGACCUAGAUCUUGUGUUAUGGCCAGAAAGUUAUCACCAGCUUCCCAGAAAGAAACUGUGUUGGUCACCACCAAUAUAUUCCCCCUUGAAGUAGAAAGCCGUGUGGUUUAUCGAUAUGAUGUUCGGAUGGUGUCGAGUAGGCGUGAUACUUCGAAAGAAAGGACUCGUGACUUGUGCAAAGGCGACAGAGAUGAGUAUGAUUUUUCCAGAAUUACCUCUGAAUCUACAAUGCGACACCACAAAUGUAUGCUUCUUCUGAGACGUGCUCUGGAAAUUUAUCGUCUGUUAAAUGAAAGUGGAGCGUACUUAUAUGACUUAUCAAGUUCUCUGUUCACCAACGAACCUUUGAAUAAAGAUCAAUUACCAAGGUUGACCAUAAGUUAUGAGCAAAUGACGAGCGAACUGCAAGGUUUGAUGGGUGAAGUAGACGUUCGAAUUGAAAUCACCCCUUGUGCUGAAAAUGCUCAUACGUUCAAUAUUGCUGACUAUCGCUCUUCGAUUACGAAUGAUUUGAAUUGUCAAGAUCAUUCUCUUCGACAGUUUUUUGAGAUUUUAACUAAUAGCAGCGCACUUCAGAAAGGUACGCAUUACGCAUUCGGUAGUGGUAAGCUCUUUAUGUUGAAUGGGGAUGAAUUUGGCUUACCUGACAAACCUCUAAAUGAAUGUCGGACUUUGAUGACUGGAGCUGACAAGGGCAUCAGGUUUAUUGAUGGAGACGGUUCCGGCAUUGUUCCAGCUCUAGUUCUUGAUAGCAAGAAGUCGGCAUUUUUUGAUGCGCUUUCUCUUCCUGAAGUAGUCAGAGGUAUUUUAAUGAAAAAUGCGGAUCCAGAUACGCCAUUUCCGAAGUUAGAUGAAAGGCUUUUUCGCGAGUUCAACCGUAAAAUUGGCGACAUAAUUCGAGAUUUGCGGCUUGAGCACAUUGACAAUGCUAAACAAUCUUUUGUUGCUUCCGGUUUAUCAGACAAGCCAGUCAGUCAAAUAACGAUGAAAUUUCCAAAAAGGCGUGAUGGUAUUGGUAUGGUGGAAUUUUACAGGAAGCAGGGUGUGCGUCUCAGGCCUGACUUGCCGGCCGUCCGUCUCACUUCUCCUUUCGGGACCACGUAUUUUCCAAUUGAAGUUUUGCGUGUUGCUCCUCGUCAGCGUGUUCCUAUCAGCAAGCAGACGGCGUGGCAGAUGAAAGAUGCAAUUAAGGAGUGCGCUGUUUCUCCAUCAGUUCGUUUUAUGGAGAUCUCGAGAAAUUUGGCGGCAUUAGAUCUUAACCAAGGUGCACGUUAUAACCCGUUUAUGGCAGCAUUUGGAGUGCGUAUAAGUUGUAAACCGAUGAAGGUAGAAGGGCAUAGGCGUAGUGCUCCAAAAGUUCAGUAUUCGUCUGGCCGUCGCGGAAAUGGUUUGACCGAAGUUGACAAUAAAAACGUACCAGAUUGUUUUUUUUUUAUUUCAGUAACCGGUUCUAAAGCGAAUUGGCGUAUGCUAAAUAAAGAGUAUUUGGUUGGAGCAGAGCUGGGAUAUUGGUUUAUGCUGUAUGAUGACGAGCGUGACAAAGCGUCUGUUACGGCUUUCAAGGACGUUCUUGUUCGGGAGUGUCGUAGGAAGGGAAUGAGGGUUUCUGAGCCAGACUUAAGGAAUGUGCCAUUCGAUGAAAUAGAGGGCUUUUUUGAAAACCUUCGGAAGAAGUCUCCUAAAGGGCAAAUCUUCUUAAUGUACAUGGAUGCGCGUGAUGAUACUCAUGAUGAUUUGAAACUAAUGGAAGCGCUAUAUCGAGUUAUCACCCAGCAUGUACACAUGAUACGUGUUAAGGAAGCCCCAAAGAAAUCUGCAACAUUGGAGAACAUAGUAAACAAGUUGAACUGUAAAAAUUUUGGUCAAUGCUAUGGCAUUGUUCCUGAGUCUUUUGGAACCAAUAAAUGGAUAUCCACCGGAAAAACUCUGAUUAUUGGCUAUGAUGUUUGCCAUCCGGAGCCGCAACCAAAACAUGAACGCCGCUUGAAAAUGGCCCAAACCCAGCCUAGUGUUUUGGGAAUUAGUUUCAAUGGAGCGUUUUGCCCUGAGACUUUUAUUGGGGAUUAUGCAUUCCAGCAACCGCGUCAGGAACAAGCUACCGGUUCGAUUCUUGAGGAACGUAUAUUUUGGAUUCUCAGUUUGUUCCAGAAGAAUCGAGGGACGCUCCCUGAUAUGGUUAUCAUAACUCGAGAUGGAGUUUCGGAAGGACAAUACAAGAUGGUAAAAACAAAUAUGUCUUUAGUUGCACGGGCGUGGGGUAUAAUUUUCCGUGUUCGUUACCUAAAAGGUGGUAGCUUGGGGAUCAUAGUUAUGGAAGAUGAAGUGGAAGCCAUCCGUACAGGUAUUCGGAAUUAUGCGGAGCAUGUCGGAGUGCCUGACUUCAAUCCUCCUAUUGUGUGCAUUAUUGCUUGUAAGCGCCAUAACAAACGAUUUGCAAUAGAUACAGGCCGCGGGUAUGAUAACUGUUUACCCAUGACCGUUAUUGAUAAGGACGUUACUAGACCAGAUAUGACGGAAUUUUUUAUGCAGGCUCACAAAAUUAUCAAGGGGACAGGGAAGCUGCCUGCCUAUUCAAUGCCAGUAAAUGAGGCGGGCUUAAGUAUGGAUGAAGUGCAGUCACUAAUGUUAGCUCUAUGUUUCACGCAUCAGAUAGUCAACCAAGCGAUUUCGAUUCCAGAGCCCAUCUAUCAAGCAGACGAGUGGGCUAAGAGAGGGCGCAAUAACUUUAAGGCGAUGUUAAAACGAGUUGGUGGUAGGGACCACCUUCCAAUGUUGUCAAAAGAAGAGGUCGACUGGCGAAAAGUGACUACGAGGUUAUGCUACAUGAACAGUGAGCUUCAGUUAACACGAGCGAAUGCGUGA
This is a messenger RNA of Enterobius vermicularis (human pinworm), 3417 nucleotides long. Lineage: Eukaryota; Metazoa; Nematoda; Chromadorea; Rhabditida; Oxyuridae. The record is from the annotation of a GenBank genome assembly.